Messenger RNA from Medioppia subpectinata, 1017 nucleotides. The record is from the annotation of a GenBank genome assembly. Lineage: Eukaryota; Metazoa; Arthropoda; Arachnida; Sarcoptiformes; Oppiidae.
AUGUUACGUGACUUUUGCCGCAAAUUCUCACCGCCGAUGCCUAAGUCUGUGAUCGGAACGGCGUUUCAAUAUUUUAAGCGCUUUUAUCUCAAUAAUUCAGUUAUGGAUUUCCAUCCGAAGCACAUAAUCGUUACGUGUGUUUAUUUGGCCGCAAAAGUGGAUGAGUUUAAUGUAUCGAUGAAUCAAUUUGUGGCUAACGUUAAGGGCGAUCGCGCGAAGGCCUCCGAUAUUGUCCUUAACAAUGAGUUACUUCUUAUGCAACAAUUGAAAUAUCAUUUAAAUGUUUACAAUCCUUUGCGUCCAAUCGAAGGCUUUCUCAUUGAUUUAAAGACUCGUUACCCCCAAUGCGGUGAUCCCGAGAAGUUGAGGCCACAUAUCGACCAUUUCAUCGAUAUGUCACUCUUCACAGACGCCUGCUUUCUGUUUAGCCCUUCGCAGAUUGCAUUAUCGGCUGUUGUAUACGCGGCCACCUUGUGGUCAAUGAUUAAGUCGGUGUCGACGCCACCCAAAGAACAGGUGAAAGCCAUCGAAAAGAAGCUGGAAUUGUGUCGAAAUCAGAUCAAUAAUCCGGACUCUAAUGAAUACAAACGAUCUUUCGAUGAAGAGAUGGGCGAAGAAACGGUCGCUUUUGAAAAGUACGCGAAGCUAUGCGAAGAACAAGAAAAAAGAUUUAUGUGGUGCUGUGCAAUAUGUCCUCAGAUCAACAUUACAAUCCCGAGUCUGGAACAAAGUGACAAUUCGUCGCCCAAACACAUCAAUUGGGCGCAGUAUGGCUUAGACACCGAUUCCUAUGAACAGAGAACCGCUUUAGCAUCGGGUGCCGACGCAUCCCAUGUGCACGGCUUGGCCCACAACGAGCUCUAUCUCGAAGAUCAGGAUAGCUUUGGGAAGCAGUGGUGGAAAUCCAAUUUCUUUUUAUCCCAACCCAUAUUGUUUGGAACCUGGGAUGGAGUCUAUACUUCAUGUGUUAUUCACUUGUUUGGUGUAAUCACUUUCCUGAGGGCCGGUUGGCUUGUG